GCGGGCGACUGGCCUCGCCUGCGGGUUCCGCUGUCGCGUUGGCCCCGGGGGGGGGGGGAUUCCGCGCAUGCGCAGCGCCGCCGGGCCCGCCGCCGCGGGGGUCCCGCUGCCGCCAUGACCAACGUGUACUCGCUGGACGGGCUGCUGGUGUUUGGGCUGCUCCUGGUGUGCACCUGCGCCUACCUGCAGAAGGUGCCGCGCCUCAAGGCCUGGCUGCUCUCUGAGAAGCGCGGUGUGUGGGGCGUCUUCUACAAGGCGGCUGUCAUAGGCACCCGGCUGCACGUGGCUGUCGCUGUCUCCUGUGUCCUCAUGGCUUUCUAUGUUCUGGUGGUGAAGUGACCCCGUAGGGACCCACCGGCAACAGCACCGACGACGACCAGAGAUCCCAGUACCGCUCCAGUUACCCCAGUGCCAGGGGUAACUCCCUACCCCAGGGAGCUGCCAUGGCCCAGCACCCCGUUGAAACCCACCUCGUCUUCAGUGGGGCCGGGCGAUGAUGGGCGCCACGGGACGCCUUGGAAGGGGGUGCAGUGGAGCCCGGGGCUCGGGGUGCCAAUCCCCGGUGAGAGGGGAGACGCGGCCGUGCCCUGUGAGAGCCUUCUCCCGACGCCAAAUGCCAUGUCCUGGCAGAUCCGCGGCUCUGGGCAGCUUGUGGGGAUGGUGUGACUUCCUGCUGUGGGGACUUGGGGGGGCCGACAGGGCCCCUCCUCACCAGUCAGGGUUCCCCACUCCCCCUGGGAGCACAUGGGCUCCCUCGGCAGGGGUCUCACCCCUGUAGCUGUGGGGUUUGUAACCCCCCAGUUUUGUAAACGCGGGACCAGGAUGUGCAAAUAAAGUGGGGGUUCCCCUGCAAGCA
Phalacrocorax carbo (great cormorant) is the source of this 856-nucleotide messenger RNA. Lineage: Eukaryota; Metazoa; Chordata; Aves; Suliformes; Phalacrocoracidae. The record is from RefSeq and is a predicted model, not a curated record.